ACUCACACAUCAUUCAUUCAUUCACACACUUCUCCGGCUCGGCGGCUCCACCAAUUCUGCCGUUGCUGCUUCAUCUCUGCCACACAAAUACAAAUCUAGAGUCUGCUUGCAUCUCCUCUAGAAAAUGAGCGAUACUUCCAAGAGUAAAGAUGGCAGCGCUUUUGAGGCGAAGCCGAUCGCAGCCGUAGCCGACAGCAAAUCUGCUUCAUCGCCUCCGGCUCCUAUAUCCAUCGGGAAGAAGCUCACCAUCAAAAGUGCCGACAUGAAAGAAAAUAUGCAGAAAGAUGCCGUCAGUAUUGCUAUCGAUGCGUUCGAACGGCACAACGUGGAGAAAGAUGUUGCUGAGUACAUAAAAAAGAAGUUCGACCAAAUGCACGGCCCGACUUGGCAUUGCAUUGUUGGCAAAAAUUUUGGUUCUUAUGUAACACACGAGACAAACCACUUUGUGUACUUCUACCUGGAUGCAAAAGCCGUACUUUUAUUCAAGUCCGGGUGAGCGUGUCAAAGAUACCGAAGGGAAGACGACUAAAGCAACAGUGGGGUGCUAUAGGCCCGUGCGUCAAGUGUAUUUCGUCGCUCCACUGAUGUGCAAAUCAUGUAGGCUGAAAGGCAGUGUAUAUUUUGUUUUUUCUUUUUCUUUUUUUGUUUAUUUUUUUGUUUUUUCAGUAAAGGACUUGAUUUGGA
Molecule: messenger RNA, 684 nt
Organism: Cuscuta campestris
Lineage: Eukaryota; Viridiplantae; Streptophyta; Magnoliopsida; Solanales; Convolvulaceae
Source: the annotation of a GenBank genome assembly